Messenger RNA from Aspergillus pseudotamarii, 2259 nucleotides. Its product is annotated as 2,4'-dihydroxyacetophenone dioxygenase family protein. The coding region runs from base 1 to 2259 and encodes 752 amino acids. The record is from RefSeq and is a predicted model, not a curated record. Gene Ontology annotation, cellular component: nucleus. Gene Ontology annotation, molecular function: DNA-binding transcription factor activity; transcription cis-regulatory region binding. The transcript is spliced from 8 exons. NCBI's taxonomy places the organism in Eukaryota, Fungi, Ascomycota, Eurotiomycetes, Eurotiales, Aspergillaceae. Gene Ontology annotation, biological process: positive regulation of transcription by RNA polymerase II.
AUGACCACCGAAUCCUCUACUCCUGACCACACCCUCCCUUCCCGUCCGGCGCCGUCGAAAAGCGCUGCCGUAGCCAACAAUGAAGAGUCCAAAUUGACCGCACUUGAAAAAGCCGAGCUGGCCCUCGCAGACAAAUACAGCUCGCCAGAUGUUUAUAUCGACGGCGAAAGAGACACUUGCUGGCAUCCGUGGCUUAACAAUCUUGAGUUGAAACCAUUGCGGUUCGAGAGCCGCACAGGUACAUUUGUCGUCGUCUUACGCAGCUUGGAAGAUACAUGGUUGGGAAAACACCGCCAUCGAGGCUCUGUGACUGCAGUGACCUUGAAGGGGGAAUGGAACUACAAGGAGUAUGAUUGGGUAGCAAAGCCUGGAGACUACGUGGUGGAAAACCCGGGAACAAUCCAUACACUCCACAUGUCCAAAGGAGCGGAGGUGGUUUUCACAAUCACGGGCAGCUUGGAAUAUUUCCAUGAUGAUGACACCUUGAAGAACACCAUGGAUAUCUUCAGUUACGCGCAUUUUGAUUUGGUUUCAUUCAGACACUGGCGACAUCCGUCCCGUAGCGAGGAUGGAUACUUGGGCCUCUGGGAGCCGGGCCAGACCUGGGUGGAGGUCAGGAUCGAAGCUUUGGGGGUAGCGAGCUACGAGUUUGUGGAUGAGACCGAGACAAUAGCAGCAGAGUACGAAAUUAUCAGCGAAGAACCAGUCGUGCUCACUCCGGGCACCCAUAGUGGAAUAUGGAAUGCAACAAAUGCUGUUGCAUAUGGAUGUUUACCAGCAACGGACCAGGCAAGUACAGCAUUGCUACCAUCCAGUGCAACUCACUGGAAUGAGGCUAGAGGGGAUACUAUUGAACAUUCAACGCCAGCGGAGGCUGAGCAAGCGUAUCCGCAACAUGACACCUCCAUUGUACAGUCUCGAACAGAUUCCGAUGGGAUAAACGAUGGAGCGAGCGUUCAACGCAUGGCUAUAAGCAGAUCCAGCAACUCUACCGAUGACACAGGUGUAACAGCAAUCGCAAACAAAGGAGCAGAGGCACUGCUGUCAAUGAGGAGCCAUGCCUUCGACCCUCGAUUGAAUUACGCUUCGAGUAGCAUCUCACCACCCCUAUCGGAGAGCUCACAGAGGUAUUGGCGCCAGGACAGUCCCAUCGCCUCUGUAGCACUCCCACCGACCCCAGACAAGCUAGCACCACCGGCCCCUCUAAGCUCACAGGAAGAGGCAUGGCUACUGCGUCAGUUUAGCACCGAAGUAGGUACCUGGAUGGAUCUCUCAGACCUGUCGGAGACCUUCUCAAAAAAGGUCUGCCGUUUGGCAAUCCAAGACCCAUUGCUCAAAGCAGCAAGUAUCGCAUGCGCGGCGAAGCAACAAUUCUUGAUUGGGAAAUUACCAAAUGUGAUGGAUAUCGCACGAAGAAAUUAUAAUACCGCGAUCUCUCUGCUGAUCGAUAGACUGGGCAACAACGAUGAACCAUUCGUCAGCUAUGGCUUUGCAGCUACAGUCAUUUGUUCGUGCUACGAGAUGUUAGAUGCACCUGCAUCGGACUGGCAAAGACACCUCGACGGGGUAUUUUCUUUCAGCAAAGUGCGCAGAGUGAACGGGUCGUCUGGUGGGAUCCAGCAGGCUGGCUUUUGGUCGAUCGCACGACAGGAGGUGGUCUGCUCGAUUAUACACAGAUCAAAGCUGCGGCUAGACCCGGAUUUAUGGGCAAUUGAUCUAAAUCAUAUAGGUCAGGAAGGUAGUGAGGACCUGGUUAAUAACCAGAUCCUCACAAUUCUUGCAAAAGUGGUUAACUUUAUAGCGUGCUCAGACGCCACUUCCACGAGUGAUGCACUGAACGAAUGGUACAGACUGUGCGACUUGCUCAACCACUGGAACCGUUCGGUGAAGGACAGAAGCUUCAUGGACCCAGUCUCUGUGUACAAGGAGGAUGAUAAGCCUUUCGUAACAAUAUGGUUUGCGAGAGGUGUUUGUGCUUCCUCGUGGCAGAUGUUUCACCUUGCUCAGAUCUUACUUCUUACAUCUCGCCCUACACAAGACGGUAGUUGGAAAAUUACUAUACCACGCAAGACAAAUAUGUGGUAUAGCUCAAAGCAGCCCACACGGAAGUUGUCGUGUAAAUUCGGUUCAGCCGAUUUACUAUGCAACAACGAUGAAAGAGAAGCAGCCAUUAUGCUUCUUGAGGAUAUCGAGAAUGACACCGGCUGGGCAGCCAAGUAUCGCGCCUGGGAUCUACGAAGCCUGUGUACCGACAUCUAG